AUGGCGCCCUCGACCCCAAGUGGUGAUCAGCCACGGCGCAAGUCGGUUAGGGUUAAAAGCGCACGAGGUCAGGCUAAGGCUAUCGAAGGGAAUUCGCAGCAAGUACGUCAACCACCGUCAGAUCAUAAGCACGGACGUGGCCGCAAGAAACGGAAGGUGGUAGAGGCGUCACCACUGGACGAAGUGACCGAUGCAGCCGGUGGCGACGAAUCCGAACUGGAUGAAUUGCCGUCGAGGGCUUCUCGCGGCUCGCUGAGCCAAUUACUCGAUAUGCCACUAGAUAUACUUCUUGAGAUCUUCACACACGUCACACCCGGAGAUCUGCUGAAUGUGGCGCGUGUCAAUAAGAGCUUUAGUGGACUGUUGCUCUCGCGGCGGUCGAUCUCCCUGUGGCGCGCAACGUUUGAUGCCGUUGGACCGGAGAAUUAUCCGCCGAAGCCAGACGACUGGACCGAGCUUGCAUGGGUUCAACUUGUAUCCGGCAGUAAGACUUGCAGUGAUUGCGGCUCUCGGACCACACUUGACGUCUUGUGGACCUUCCGUAAACGUCUAUGCAGAGGGUGCAAGACCAAACGCUUGAUAGACACUGCUUGGGACCGCAACUGGCACAAAUUGGCAGAUCGUUCUAAGGACCUACGGAAAAUCCUUCCUUCGUUGCCAAGUCGAUCAGGAGCGCAAAGUGGCCACCACUGCAACAAUCCAUAUGUCUUGCACUCUGAUGUUGCUGCAUAUCACCAAGAACUUGAAAAGCUACCACCCGCGGACGAGAACGAGGCUUUGUUUCUUCUUAAAAGGGAAGAGCUUUACGCUAGAAUGCUUCGUCGCACACGGAAGGUCAUGAAGCACGCACGGCUCUGCGAACGAGCUGCAGAGCGCUUGAAGGAAGGGCAGGUUGCCAACAAAGAGGAGCGGACCAUACUCCGCGUCACCCAGAUAUACGAGCGCUUGAUACUCCAUGGCUUUGGCCCUGCUGAUCUGGAAGAGCCCUUCAUCCGUGAUCACAAAGAUGUCAACAACCCUCGUACGUUGACGAAAGAAGUAUGGGAACGCCUGAAGCCGACAUUCAUCGAUCUAGCGGAGAAGGCUAGGCAGAUUCGCCUCGAACGCGAGAAGGUCGAGCGACGCACAGCACGUGAGAAGGCUGUGGCCAUUGAGUACCGAUCUUUUCUUGGACGCGUUGAGCCAAAGACUACAUCUCUCAUGCCUACAAUGGACGAGCUGCUUCACCUCCCCCUAGUCUCUGCCGCAAUCGCCGAAGAUCAAGAAGCUACAGACGAACUCCACUGUACAGUGGCGGAAGCGCUCAAAGGAUCCCUCUCUCAACUGACUGGGUGGAUUACAUCUCGCGCCGAGGCACUUCGAACGGCCGUGCCCGAGUCGUGGCCCGUGGCCAAUCUAUCUUCCUCUUCUACUCUAUCGGCCAAACGUGCACCGCUUCACGACCUUGAUCUCUACCCGUCUCUUGCCGACCUUGACCUAGCCGUGUACACGUUCACGUGUGGCCGUAUCCUGCCGGAAUCCCCUUACAACUACUGCGACGUCCAGAAACUUGCAUCUGAGGUGCACUAUGGAUUGGACAGCCUCGCCCAUCCUUGCUUGUUAUCCAAUUUGACCGAGUUCCGAUGUGUGCCCCUACCGUCGCAUCAUCGUGCGGUACUCCGCAUUCUCGAGAUGUUGCAACUUGACCCAGCAUCCACAACUGUUGACAUGCUUGAUGCGCUGAACCCAGUCUUCGUGGACCCUUCAAGAAGCCAAGCACAUUGGGCCCAACCUUCAUCACAAGGACACCAGUUGAUGACCUGGCGCCAAACGGUUUCAUUCUUCUGUGACUUCAAGGCCGGCAAGACGUCUCGGAUCAGGCUGCUGACGUUACAGGAACGUGAAUGGUUGGACGCCAAAAUGAUCAACGAAGGCGGUCUUCUCGCCACACUCUCGGACGGCAACCACUACUCCUUACCUGCAGAGUGUCUACCCGUCUGGGGAUGUCUACACUGCCUUGUACAUCUGGGCCCAAACCCACGGGAUCCUAUAUCCCAUCAUCCUUAUGACGCUGGAUGGAGUACAUAUAAGAAAUUGUGUGCGUCACAGCCGGACGACCCCUGGAGAUGGUUGACCAUUCCGGAACUAUACUCCCAUCUCGCUGAAGCUCACGACGUGACCGCCCCAGUUGAAGGGAAGGACUUUCAUUUCAAUAGGCAUAUUAGCCGUCGUAUCCACACAGGUUUUCCGAUGCUCCCAGUCGAUAUCUCUUCAAGAGCGACCUUACAAAUUGCUUGA
Peniophora sp. CBMAI 1063 is the source of this 2277-nucleotide messenger RNA. The record is from the annotation of a GenBank genome assembly. Lineage: Eukaryota; Fungi; Basidiomycota; Agaricomycetes; Russulales; Peniophoraceae.